Molecule: messenger RNA, 670 nt
Organism: Didymella exigua CBS 183.55
Lineage: Eukaryota; Fungi; Ascomycota; Dothideomycetes; Pleosporales; Didymellaceae
Exons: 1
Coding region: 230-604 (124 amino acids)
Source: RefSeq, a predicted model, not a curated record
GGCCCCGAACAGGAGGUGGAGUGGUGCCGCGCGUGUCGGUGUGGUGAGCAAGUGGGGUUUCGUAUCCGAGAAGAGGAUCUUGUGGAUGCGGAGCAAAGGGGCGAGGGGGAGGUGCUUGUUGGGUGUCAGGGGUGUAGUUUGUGGGUCAGAGUUGGGUUUGGAGUUGACGAGGGCUGAGGUCGGGAGAAGGGGGGGAGAUGUGUGAAAGCAUGUGUGCGCGGUGCGGAUGAUGGUGUUGUGUUGCCUUCAGCCUGGUGCUCUGAUGCAGCUUGCGCACGGCAUCUGCUGGGGUCGCGGGAGGCGAGGAACAGGAUAUACGAGCUCGUCGCGUCGAGCAGGCGACUAUUUGCACUGGAAUGGUUUUUGCUAUCUUGCGUACAAGUGCUCACGGCCUGGAGGUAGCCGCGGUGUCUGUCAUCGCCCACAACACACCCCAGCUCGACGCCGAAUACAGAUCACCAUCCACGGCUUUGCAGGUCCCCAGUCCAAUAUACACUUCGUCGCCGUCCUCAUCCAGCUCGUCGCGGUCCUUGACGCGCUCCCCCGUCUCUGCGAAGUGGUCAUGUUGAUCGCCUCGGCCCAGGCCUCGGGAAGCUCCAGAUGAGCGACGUUACCGCAGAUUGCCAGCUCGGCGCGCAGGAGCUUCAGGUGCUGUGCUAGAGUGACUCGC